Molecule: messenger RNA, 4250 nt
Organism: Austrofundulus limnaeus
Lineage: Eukaryota; Metazoa; Chordata; Actinopteri; Cyprinodontiformes; Rivulidae
Gene: arap2
Product: ArfGAP with RhoGAP domain, ankyrin repeat and PH domain 2
Biological process (GO): signal transduction
Cellular component (GO): cytoplasm
Molecular function (GO): GTPase activator activity; phosphatidylinositol-3,4,5-trisphosphate binding
Source: RefSeq, a predicted model, not a curated record
CAAUCAGGCGCUGUGUGCAGCCGUGGUGACGCCUGACGUGCUGCAGACCAUGGCUCUGGUGUUCAGCGGCGCUGAUGUGAUGUGCGCCACCGGGGAUCCCACCUACUCCACUCCGUACCUUUUGGCUCAACGUGCUGGACAGAAGGUGCAGAUGGAGUUUCUGCAUCAGAACAAGCUAUCAGAUUUCCCUCGUUCAGAGAAUGCCUCCUCGUCUGAAGCCUCCCUGUUUAUGGACGGCUUCCUCUACAUCUCCGCCGGCCCCGCCAAGACGCCGCAGGAUCGUCGCGGGAGAGACGACAUGGCRCGUCGUUGGUGUACAUUGGAGGGUGGCUUCUUGAGUUACUACGAGAGCGAGCGAAGCGCCGCGGCCAUCGGGAGAGUGGACGUCACGGAGGUGGUCAGCCUGGCGAUCAGCAACUGUGAGACAAUAACUGGAGCUGGGGCUGUGUUUACUGUCGAGCUGUAUCUACAGACGGAGCGAGUGCUCAUUGUCGGAGCUGAAACGCAGGCUACUCAGCACGACUGGAUCCAGGCGCUAACAAAGUGCUUCAUCCCACCUAAAGUGGAAGCACUGUUGCAGAAAGACAGCGACCUGAUUGGCAGACUCAAGUACAAAGAAGGUCAUGAUCUGUAUUACUGGAGGACGGGCUGGUUCACCCUGGAAGGUUCGGCUCUGCGUUUUACCUCUGGGGAUGACGAAGAAGAGGAGGUUCUUCAGCUCAAACAGCUACAGGAGCUCACUGUCUCGACACAUACUGAGGGCGAGGACAAGAUCCAAGUCCUGUUGAUGGUGGAGUGUGGAAGAAUACUUUACAUCCAUGGCUUCAACAAGAUGGACUUCUCACUGUGGCACUCGGCCAUCACGCUGGCUGCUGGCACCGAUGGCAAAGCGCUCGGUGACCAGCAGCUGACGAAAAAUGGUGUCCCCAUUAUAGUGGACAGCUGCAUUGCUUUUGUCACUCAGUAUGGUUUGUGCCAGGAGGGGGUCUACCAGAGGAAAGGGGACCCUGCGAGGGUGUCUCUCCUCCUGGAGGAGUUCACCCGCGAUGCGCGAAACGUGAAGCUGAGGGAAAAGGAGCAUCACCUGGAAGAUGUGACCGACACCCUGAAGAGCUUCUUAUCCCAAGCAGAAGAUGCUCUGCUGACCAAGGAGCUUUAUCCGUACUGGGUGUCUGCUCUGGAUGAGAAGGAUGAGAGACGAAGGGUGAAGAAGUACUCCACUUUUAUAGAGAGUUUACCAAAGAUCAACAGGUCAACCCUGGAGGCUCUGCUGCAACACCUGUACCGGAUACAGCAGUGCUCCCACCUCAACCAAAUGCCAGGUGGAAAACUGGCCACCGUCUUCUCCGCCUGCUUGUUUCAGACUCGGGGGCAAACCUCACAGGAAAUUAGUGUGGUUCAUGACCUUAUCAGCAACUACGUUACGCUCUUCAGUGUCAACGUAGACCAGGUGCAACAGAUGGAGAGGGAGAAUAGCUUCAUUACACGCUGGAAUGAAAAAAAGGACACUUCGUUCAGUCCAGCAGGGGAUUUGAUAUUCGAGGUGUACCUGGAAAAGCGAGUGCCAGAGCAGUGCUGUUUAAUAAAGGUUUCUCCAAGUAUGCGGCCGUCAGAACUGGCAGAAACUGUGCUGAGUAUGAAAAAUACCACUUUUAAGGCUGAUGACCUCUGGACUACCUUUGAAGUCAUUGAAAAUGGAGAACUGGAACGCCCGUUGCACCACAGUGAGAAGAUUCUAGAGCAGGUGUUGGAGUGGAGUACCUUGGAGUGCCCCAGCUCUGCUUUUCUUCUUAUCAAGAAGUUUCCAGGGGGCACAAGAAUGGCCAGUGAUAAAGAUCACCUACAUUGUCGAAAAGGCGACUAUCUGAAGUUCAGUGACGGAUGUUCCAAGCUGCUGCCGGGCCACAAAUUUCAGGACAAGUAUGUUACUCUUGGUGCAGAGAAGCUACUGCUUUACAGGGACAUCAAAAACACUAAAGCRGAGAGAACAAUCCAGCUGAAGACUGUGAAAUGUUACCUAGGCCUGAAGAAAAAGCUCAAAUCUCCAACWAACUGGGGUUUCACAGUCUACACUGAUAAACAGCAGUGGCACUUCUGCUGCGACAAAAGGGAGACGCAGGUCAGCUGGGUGACGGACAUCAUCGCCGCGAAGUUUGGCUCUGACCUCCAUUCAAAAGGAACUGCAGAUCUCCAAACCUUCAGCGGCAGAGCUGUGACCGACUGCACCAAGGCUCCGAUGUACGACAGCCACAACAAACAGGUUUUCCCACAACUGAUGGACAGAAGAGUUUCUCUUGGAGAUGGCAACUCAAAGACAACCAGAGUCCCUGAGCUCCCCUUAAAAUUACUAACUAUACCCAAAAGCCCAAAGCUCAGUGACGUCAGUAAAUCCAAAACUCUGCCCAUCAGUCCAAAGCCCAGUGACAUGAAUAAAACCAAAACUACAGCACACAGCCUAAAGACCCCCGAGCUCCCCCUUCGAAGAACUUCUGUUGAUGUUGGUGUGCCACAUCAGCUGCCUUCCCCAGCCUUGUCCAAACACGUGCAGCCAAUGCCUCUUCAGACUUCACCUCAAAGCAGCAGCAGCAGCAGCAAGGCACUGAACAAAAAGCCGUUUCUGGGUGGGGAGGGGGUCAUGCCACCGAACCUAAUGAAUGAGCUGAACUCGGUCCUGAGCAAGACUGGUCGCAAGAACAAUGACUGACAGAAAAAUAUAAUAAAACGGAGAGAAACAUGUUUAGUUUAAAAACAAAAGGCAUWGACGGAAAGCAUGGAAGAGCAUUUAUUGUACACUGAAUUGUCUUGCUUUUAUAACAGCACUCCUAUAGCCCAAGUACUGUUGUUAAACUCAGGUAAUUGAAAAAUACCAAAGUGCAAAGAUGUGGAAAAUAAAUGUGGGAUGCAGCCGAGGUCAGCGAACCUCAGCUGGACAUGGCACUGACUCAAGCACUACAUAUUGUGAUGCACAUGCCAAUCUUUAAAGCCGAGAGACGCUUAGAAAUGCAAAUAUGUCAAACAUUUGGCAGAAAUAUUCACACUGCUUGCUUCAUGCUUUUCUGUUUCAAGACUUUUCUAAAACUACGUAAGUUCAGUUACAAUUGAAAUUCUAAAUCAUAUAAAUUGUUUAAAUUGGAAAAAGGAUGAAUUCUGUAUUUUCUUAGAAUUAGAAAAAACUGAGAAUUCUGAGAUUCAAGUGCAAAUUCUGAUCAAAUAUACAGAAUAUAGUCAGUUUAUAUAUAUAUAUAUAUAUAUAUUUUUUAUAUAUUCUCUGUGGCCCAAUCUUCUUCUGUAGUUAUUGGCAGUGGAUUUCCUGAUUAAACAGCUGAUAUUACUGUUGGCUGAUUAAAGGGGAAUGAUUAUUUAUUUUAAAAAUGCAGAUACAAGUUUUAGGUACCACUUUAUAAAAAGGGUAUAAAUGACUAAUAAAUUGUUAAUUUGGCUGCAAACACUUAAUGAAACAUUGCAGGAAUUAAGUGCAUUAGUUCAAAAGAUCUAUUUUCUCUGUCAACCAGUGAGCCAACAUUCAUCUGUCACCUCUCUUUGUUUACCUGAAUCCUUCAUAAUUCAGUUUUGUAACAAAGACUUGUCACUAAGUCACUUACAUGCAGGCACUAUGAAUAUUUGUAAAAACACAACAAGUGAUUCAAUUAAAGCAAAAAAGCAAACUGAGCAAAACUCAGAAUCUUACAUCUGCCUGAAUGAAUAAGAAUACAGCACUUGAUCUUUCCAAAUGAUAACCCUUCUUUAAUGUAUAGAUUAUUAUAUUUAUACUGUUUUAUAAAUGAUUUGUAAAGUCUUUAAAAACUCUUGAAUAAUCUAUUUAUAAAGAAUGAACAAAUCCUUUAAAAAAAGGCACUUACAGUGGUACCAAGGUUUUUGCCCGACAGCACUGUAUUGUAACAUAAAGGUACAAAAACUAAGAGUUAUUUUUUUAUCUUAUAAAACAUUGAGAGACCACUUUAAACUGUAAACAGCUUGCCCCUAAAUGUUAUUUAAUUUACUGUAUUAUACGUGAAACACUGGAAAAAGCUGUUUUAGGGAACAAUGGUUACUUAUUUCCAUUUGGUCAACAAUUUGAAUAUAAAAUAUUUUAUGUUGAAUGUUAUUGUUUUUUUAUUCAAAUACUUAAAAAAACUAUAAUACUUCAGUUAUUUAGAUUUAAAUGUGUCUUAAAWACAUUUAUUGGUUAAAUGUUAUGUUACAUAGUAAGAUGUGAAUUUGAGGGAAUAAAGCAAAGUAGUUUGUUUUAA